Messenger RNA from Rhopilema esculentum, 7301 nucleotides. Its product is annotated as DNA polymerase epsilon catalytic subunit A. Gene Ontology annotation, cellular component: epsilon DNA polymerase complex; nucleus. The record is from RefSeq and is a predicted model, not a curated record. Gene Ontology annotation, biological process: nucleotide-excision repair, DNA gap filling; DNA replication proofreading; leading strand elongation. Lineage: Eukaryota; Metazoa; Cnidaria; Scyphozoa; Rhizostomeae; Rhizostomatidae. Gene Ontology annotation, molecular function: DNA-directed DNA polymerase activity; zinc ion binding; DNA binding.
AGAUGAGGGAAAUAAUCAUGGCCGCAUUUUCCUUGAACUUGUAAAAUCGGGGGUUAUGGUCGGCUAAGAAAUGGUUUUGAAUAAUUCUGGACGACUGAAGAAAGGGCAGAGAGAUACUGGCAUAUCUAACUGGAGCAGGAAUGAUGAUGGAAUGUCACUUGAUGUGCGUCUCAGUCGCAUGUCCAAAAUUGAUGCCAUGGACUCAAAAUUUGGUUUUGGUAGGUACAAGGAGCCCACAGAAAGACUUGGUUGGCUGAUUAAUAUGCACCCUAAUGAAAUUCAAGAUGAAGACAAAAAGUUGAUCAGUUGUGUUGAUUAUUAUUUUGUUCAAGAUGAUGGUGACAGAUUCAAGGUCUCUCUCCCAUUUCGGCCAUAUUUUUAUGUUCUGGCAAAAAAGGACACUGAAAGAGAGCUGGCAAAUCAUUUGAACAAAAAGUAUUCUGGUUUGAUAGCAGCCAUUGAAACUGUUUCAAAAGAAGACUUGGACUUAGCCAAUCAUCUAACUGGACUGAAAAGAAAUUACAUCAAGAUCUCAUUUUUCAAUGUGAAUGAUUUAAUCAAAGUCAAAAGAGAUGUCAUGGGUAUGGUUCGGAAGAACAGGGAUCACCAAAAGGCCCAAGCAACGUAUGCUAUGUUCAUGGGCGAUAACGAGGACCAGCAGGAGGCGAAAAGGCUGUCAAACCAGCUAGAAAAUAUCAUUGAUAUCAGAGAAUACGAUGUACCAUAUCAUGUGCGUGUUUCCAUUGAUCUCAAAAUCAACGUUGGCCAUUGGUACGACGUGAAAGUGAAAGGAAUCACGUAUGUCGACAUCAAGCAACGGACCGAUCUUCUUCACAGGCCUGACCCUGUGGUUUGUGCAUUCGAUAUUGAAACUACGAAGCUACCUUUAAAGUUUCCAGAUUCGUCAAUCGAUUCGAUCAUGAUGAUCUCAUACAUGAUUGAUGGGCAGGGAUAUCUGAUUACAAACAGAGAGAUCGUCUCCCAAGAUAUCGAAGAUUUUGAGUACACCCCAAGACCAGAAUUCGAGGGUCCAAUCAUUGUGUUCAACGAACCAAAUGAGGAGUCCCUGCUAAGAAAGUUCUUUGACCACAUGGUUGAAGUGAAACCAAACAUCUUUGUGACGUACAAUGGAGAUUUCUUUGACUGGCCGUUUGUUGAAGCAAGAGCCAAAGUUCAUAACAUGGAAAUGGAGAAAGAAAUAGGUUUUCAACCAGAUACACAAGGAGAAUACAAAUCAAGACAUGCUAUUCACAUGGACGCAAUCAGAUGGGUGAAAAGAGAUAGUUACUUGCCUGUGGGGAGCCAAGGUCUCAAAGCUGUCACCAAGGCAAAGCUGAGGUAUGAUCCAGUACAACUGGAUCCAGAAGAUAUGUGUAGAAUGGCCAGUGAAGAACCAAGAGUCCUUUCGAACUAUUCAGUUUCUGAUGCUGUGGCAACCUAUUACCUCUAUAUGCAAUAUGUGCACCCCUUCAUAUUUGCCCUUUGCACCAUCAUUCCAAUGGAACCAGAUGAGGUCUUGCGGAAAGGAUCAGGCUCGUUAUGUGAGACAUUGCUGAUGGUACAAGCGUUCCAUGCCAAUAUCAUUUUCCCAAACAAACAGGAACAGGCAUUGAAUAAGUUCACGAGUGAUGGGCAUCUUCUUGAAAGCGAAACAUAUGUCGGUGGUCACGUGGAAGCUCUAGAAUCUGGCGUUUUCAGAAGUGACAUUCCUUGCAGAUUUAGGCUGGUGCCCAAGGCUUUCGACAUGUUGAUAGAAUCGGUUGCAGAUACGUUGCAGGACACAAUCGAAAGGGAAGAGAAAGUGCCCCUAGAACAAGUCACAAACUUUGAUGAUGUCUGUGCCGAUUUGAAAAGAAAGCUUGGCGAGUUGCGUGAUACUCCUGCCCGUCUCGAAAACCCCAUGAUUUACCACUUAGAUGUAGCUGCAAUGUAUCCAAAUAUCAUUUUGACAAAUCGUUUGCAGCCUCCUGCUAUGGUUGAUGAGGUGAUAUGUGCUUCGUGUGAUUUCAAUCGACCAGGUGCAAAAUGCCAAAGGGCUAUGGAUUGGAUGUGGAGGGGCGAUUUCUCGCCGGCAUCAUAUAAUGAGUACCAAAACAUCAAGCAGCAGUUGGAAGUUGAAACAGUUGCAGGGGAUAAUCCUGGAGAUCCUCCAAGGCCUUUUCAUUCUUUGCCACCGCAAGAGCAGGCGAGGAUGGGCAAAAAACGGCUUGCAGAUUAUUGUCAUAAGGCUUACAAAAAGACAAAAGUUAUCAGAGAGGAGAAGAGAAAGACUAUAAUUUGCCAAAGAGAAAAUUCCUUCUAUGUUGAUACUGUGAGAGCUUUUCGGGAUAGAAGAUAUGAAUUCAAGGGUCUUUUGAAGGUUUGGAAGAAGAAACUUGGAGCUGCUGUAGAGAAAGGAGAUCCUGCAGAAAUAAAAUAUGCCAAAGGAAUGGAGGUUUUGUACGACUCAUUGCAGCUGGCUCACAAGUGUAUCCUAAACUCCUUUUAUGGUUACGUAAUGAGAAAAGGCUCCAGAUGGUUUUCGAUGGAAAUGGCUGGUAUCGUUUGUUACACUGGAGCUAAUAUAAUCACGCAUGCGCGAGAGAUUGUAGAGCAGAUUGGGCGACCUUUGGAGUUGGAUACUGACGGAAUUUGGUGCAUCCUUCCUGCAAGUUUUCCUGAAAACUAUGUUAUAAAAACGUCAAACCCAAAAAAGCCGAAGGUCGUCGUAUCAUACCCAGGUGCAAUGCUAAACUACAUGGUUAAGAAAUACUUUACCAACCACCAAUAUCACGAACUGACUGAUCCUCAGAAGAUGAAAUAUGAAGUUCAAAGCGAAAAUUCCAUCUUCUUUGAGGUUGACGGGCCUUACAAAGCAAUGAUAUUGCCAGCGUCAAAAGAAGAAGGCAAGAAACUAAAGAAAAGAUACGCCGUAUUCAAUGAUGACGGGAGUCUUGCAGAAUUGAAGGGUUUUGAAGUGAAACGUCGAGGCGAACUCCAAUUGAUCAAGAUAUUCCAGUCGUCCGUCUUCGAAUCUUUUCUGAAUGGAACCACGUUGCCUUCAGUUUAUGAAUCGGUUGCCAAGGUUGCAGACUAUUGGCUUGAUAUUCUCUACACAAAGGCACAGAAUCUUCCUGACACCGAACUGUUUGAACUAAUUUCUGAAAAUCGCAGCAUGUCUCGUACCCUUGAAGAAUAUGGAUCUCAAAAGUCCACAUCGAUCAGUACUGCAAAAAGGCUUGCUGAAUUUCUCGGGGAUCAAAUGGUGAAAGACAAAGGCCUUAGUUGCCGGUUUAUUAUUUCAAGGAAGCCGGAAGGUGCCCCGGUUACAGAAAGAGCGAUUCCACUGGCAAUUUUCCAAACUGAAGAUAGCAUCAAAAAGCAUUACCUGAAGAAGUGGCUGAAAAGUGCGACGGAUUUCGACAUUCGGUCAAUUUUGGAUUGGGACUACUACAUAGAGCGACUGAAUAGUUGCAUACAGAAAAUCAUCACCAUACCAGCUGCAUUGCAGGGAGUGACAAACCCAGUGCCGCGGUGUCGUCAUCCAGACUGGCUUCAUAAAAAGCUGUUAGAGAAGAACGAUGUUUUUAGACAGCACAAGAUAAACGAUAUGUUCCUCCCAGCCAAAAAGGAUCCAGCAGGCGUCCCAAUAAACCCUGCAGGUAACCAGGAUUCAGUUAAUGACAUCGAAGACUUUGGAUCACAAAAAAGACCACGCAGUUCCCCCAAUGUUCCUAUAUCAACUAAGAGACGAAAAAUUGAUGGCAAGAGAAGCGUCGAUUCUGAAUUUCACGAAGACGACCUUAUUAAACACUGGAAAGUUGUCUUGGGCGAUCCCCCUAAACAGGGCACAACCAAGGAUGAGCUGUUGGAAUGGGUCAAAUUUCAAAAGAAGAAAUGGCGUUUUCAGUCGCAUCAAAGAAAAGCAAGACAGCAGCUUGGAAAGGAGGCUGGCUACGUAGCCACCGCCCCUGGCCGAGCUCAAUCGAGCGGACCUCAAGUCGGCCUCACUGGGUUCUUUAGAAGACAAGCGCAGUCUAUUCUGGAAUCUCCCUGGCAAAUUGUUCAGAUAACAGAGGCUGACACCCCAGGGAUUUUUCGCCUUUGGGCCAUGAUUGGGCAGGAACUGCAUUCCAUCAAAGUAAAUGUGCCGCGAAUUUUUUAUGUUAACUCAAGAAAGCAAAAGGAAGGUGAAGGGGCAACAUGGCGACGUGUUUCCAGAACACUUCCGCGCUCCAACCCAUCAUUCUUCCUAUACGAGUAUGCAGUGCCAGAAGUAGUCUUCAGAGAGCACAUGAGCGAACUGUCCGCAGAUUUGUCUUCGCCCGAUAUCGAGGGAAUAUAUGAAACUCAGGUGCCGCUCAAUGUUCGUGCAAUCAUUCGCCUCGGAUGUGCUUGUCAGGUCAACAGGAUCACCGCAAAAGCUUUCGCUGGCAAAGAGCUAGAGAUUUUUGACUUGGACCAGCUUGAGUUUAAGACCCUUGCGGAGGUGGAUUACCUUGUGAAAUCGCAAAUCAAGCAUAUUUAUUUCUAUCACUGUCAGCUAGAAAAUCGAGCUGUGUUUUGUCUUUUCUUUCCACCAACCCAAAAGGCGUCUGUAUUUGUCCUCAACACCGUAAGAAGCAACCAGAUGCCAAAUUUGCAGUCAUUGUAUCAGGCAGAAAGAUCUCUUAAGAUGCAAGAGGCUGAGGAUCAAAACGAGGUCUUCCAUGGCCCUGCAGAGGCAUACUCCUUUGAAGUUAGAGUAGAAACAAAUUCAAAACUGCUUCAUCGAGCGAUUCACCGUGCGCUUAUUGGAUACAAAGAAGAAAAACGUGGACCAACGAUGCUGCUUAUUCAAUCACCGUUAGAUCAAGAACACGUUAAGUCUCUCAUUCCAAGUGUGUCUGAAUUUCCUGUCGUCGAAAUGCCACCCCCAGAAAGUGACGCAAAUCAAUUCACGGCUUUGGAUUGGCAGAGACAAGCUGCAAAGAAAAUCAUGCGGGCUUUUUUUGAGGUUGAUCGAUGGAUCGAGAUGCAAUUAGACAACGCGAGGUAUUUCCAUAUUCCUAUUGGCAAUAUUCCUCCAGUUGACCCAACAUUGUUUGCGUCAGACAUUUUCUUUGCAAGAAAUCUGCAGAAGAACAGCCAUCUUAUGUGGAUCACUCCGACAGAGCGGCCCGACCUUGGCGGCAAAGAAGAGGACGAUAACAGGUUGGUGACUGAAUUCGACGAAGGGGGAAGAAGUAUGGAAGUGAACCAUCCCUGCUGUUAUCCGACAAUAUGUGUUGAAAUCUCAGUCGACGGUUUAGCAGUCAAUACUGUCAUCCAAUCACACCAUGUCCACGAUGCAGAGGGCGGCGCAGGAACCGCUGUCAGUUUUGAUUCACUGCCCCAGGCCUCUCUGGAGGAGCUGAUCAAAGCCGGACCGGGUGCGGUUUCGACGCUUACGAGCUAUGACGAGGCAGCUUUGUGCUCCACAGCGUUCAGAGUCUUGAAAGGGCUGAUUUACAACUGGCUUCACGAAGUUUCGUCCAAUCAAAACCCAUUGGCUGACAACCAACUCAUUCAUUUCUAUCGCUGGCUUCGUUGUCAGACAUCUAUGCUGUAUGAUCCAGCCCUCUGCAAAAUGAUCCAUGGCCUUAUGAAGAAGCUUUUCAUGCAGUUGAUUGCAGAGUUCAAAAAGCUAGGCUCAACAAUUGUAUAUGCAAAUUUCAACAAGAUUAUACUUUGCACAAAGAAACACAAUGUGAAAGAUGCACUUGCUUAUGUCCAUUUCAUUCUCAAGAGUAUCCAGUGCAAAGAUCUUUUCCAUAGUAUUGACCUAGCUCCAACUGCAUGCUGGGAGUAUUUAUACUGGAUGGGUCAGGCGAAUCACGGAGGCAUAAGAGGAAUAAUCCCUAAAAAGUUUGUAGAAGAUCCUGAUGCAUUUUGUGACAGUGAAUCGAAUGAGGAUCCAAAUGUGGAGGAGCUUGAUGGAAGUGUGCUUGAGGAUGACGUCAUUGAAACAAAUCCCAACGGACAAUCUCAAGUCGAAAUGAACUGGAAUAUCGUCAAUUUCCUUCCAAAGGCAGCUUCAUGUCAAGAGUUUUUUAAGGUUGUGAUUGCGGGGCAUAUUCAUGCGGUCUAUACCAAAUUGAAGGAGCAAAAUGCUUUGAGAAAGUCAGAUGACACUCCGUUAAGGAGGUCUGGAACCCAGGCCCAGAAAAUGGCAGAAACAUCGGCCACGCCUGGCAGCGUGGAAUUCGCACAGUCGCGGAUAAAAAGCGAGCUUACUGAACAGCUGUUUAGUAUAACUCAAAGAAUCCAACGUACUUUAAGUGGAGAAAGUGGAAAAGAUGCAAGUUCUGAUUUUCCUGUCUUGGCAGGCUCCUAUUUGCCAUUGAAAAACCCGGCAUUAGAAUUCGUCAAGUACGUGUGCCAGGUUUUGUCCCUUGAUGUUAACGUUAAGAGCCAAGUUACAAAAUUGAGGAGAGAUCUACUGAAACUCAUCGGCGUUGGGGAAUUUUCAGAAGAUGCAUUUUUCAAGGAUCCUUGCUUAUCUUUUGUUGUCCCAGAAGUCAUUUGCGAAUACUGCAACAGCUGUCGUGAUCUCGAUCUCUGCAGAGAUGCUUUCAUCACACCCCCAAGGGGAAGCAUUCCAGCGAAGAUUGAGUGUCCAGAUUGCCGCAACAACUACUCGAUGUUCGUCAUUGAAGAAGAGUUGAUUGGCAUCCUUUGCAAGAGGUCUAUGUCCUACACCUUGCAGGACCUGAAGUGCAUUAAAUGCAAACAGGUUAAAGGCCGCAACAUGAAUAUUCAUUGCGAAUGCGCAGGCGAUUACACGACACUGAUAGCGAGAGAGGCCUUCUUAGACAAACUGAAAAUCUUCAGAAGUGUGGCAAGGUAUUAUCAGAUGGACAAUUUGCAGGAAAUGACGGGCUUUUUGAUAUCAAUGAACAAAUGCUAACUUUUAUCAUUGUAAAUUAGUAAAAUGUACGAACUUGCAAGUAGGGCCAUGAUUGUCCAAUGAACAAACGCUUUUCAAUAAUGUCAAUCGGUCGUAAGGUAGUUUGCUGUAUUGUGAUAUUUAGCUUAAUAAUUUAGGUGCAGCGUAAGAAAUUCAUCUUGUACAGUUCUUUAAAUUUUAAAAGAAAGGCAAUUAAAACUCAGAGGCACGUGUCCUAUUUCAUUUGACUUUCUGCUCCACGCUGAGGCAUAAACUAAAGAUAAUUGUUUAAAGGCAAGCCCCUUUCCAUUGCUUCUACUAUUUCUUACUUGUUUUACUGCAUUUGCCAGUUGGUACUCGCUAUCUUAAUUAAGGUUAUUUCUGUACUGCUUCGUGACAAAUAAGACAGAGCCAA